This is a messenger RNA of Dufourea novaeangliae, 1161 nucleotides long. Its product is annotated as chromodomain-helicase-DNA-binding protein 1. Bases 1 to 1047 code for a protein of 348 amino acids. The record is from RefSeq and is a predicted model, not a curated record. The transcript has 4 exons. NCBI's taxonomy places the organism in Eukaryota, Metazoa, Arthropoda, Insecta, Hymenoptera, Halictidae.
AUGGCGCAGUGGUUGAGCUUUGUCCUCGUCGUCGUUGCGACGACGACGACGACGAUCGCGGUCACGGAGUCCAGGGCUAUUCCAGCCGAACCCGUUUCAGUGAUGCUGGAUCCUUACGGUAAUCCCAUAGUCUUUCUACGGGAAAAGAGGACGGCGGUGCGACCGUAUCCCCAGAGAGCGAUGAUGUUCACCGGCUACUACAGGCCAGUACGCCGUUCGAGUCACGGCGGUGGUCAGGCGACGGGCGUAUUCGCGCAAGGCAAUGCCGUCAGCGGCGAGGCUUUCUUCGGUGGUAUGCAGACACCGCCGCACUUGAACAACGGUCCCGAACCGAUCGAACAAUCGGAAAUCUCCAGCGCCGAGGCUCAAGCGGCCCCCGCGCCCGAAGAUUCCUAUAACGAGGACGACCGAACCGGGGUGCAACCGGCAGGUGGAUAUCAACCCGAGGAACAUCACCCGCAACAAGGACACUAUCCUCAGGACGGGCCGCAUAAUCCUCAAAACGAAUAUCCCGCGGAAGGGGAACAGGAUCAUCGGAAACAGAGUGGUUUCCCUCCUCAGGAGCAACCCGAAUCCGAACAGUCUCCGUCAGCGUUCACCACCGAGGCAGCAUCGGUGUCUCCGACCGAAGAACCCGUCUACCCUACCACCGAGGCGGCUGCCAAGCGUCCGAAGGUCAACCGGGGAAAAAAAACAAAAAAGCCACCGGUCGUUGUCCACGACAACGAUGACGAGGACGACGACGACGACGACGACGACGACGAAGAGGACGAUGCGACCGACGAGGAGCCGUCCGUUCCGUUCGUACCUUUUAAAGGAAACCGUCGCCGACAGAAUUAUCCGAACUUGAACAACUACUUCCCGAUGGUGUUCAGUUUCCCUGGAGGAUCCACACGAUCUGGAUCCUCGGGAUCCCCUCCUGGAGCGGUAACCGCUAUCGCGAACAGUUACUCCACUGGAAAGGGGGGAGUCGCCAGUUCAGUGGCCACCGCUUAUGGAGGAUCUCCCAAUGGAAAGAAGAGGCGUACACCAACUACCGACGAAUAAAACUCCAGCCGGUCGAUCGACGAGCCAAUAUUCCACGCGGCAUUAACACGCAUAGCAAACCGAACACGGACUUCAAGAGGCGUUUCGAUUCGCUUCGUAUUCGAUUUCAUGGAA